AUGGCCCACCAUAUUUUCUUAUUGGGCUUCUUUUCUCUCACUUGCUCUCUUGUCUUGGCCUCCAAUCCAAGCCCUCUGCAGGAUUUUUGUGUGGCCAAACCCAAUAGCCAGGUGUUGGUGAACGGGUUAGCCUGCGAGGACCCAAAACUGGCCCAGGCCCAAGAUUUCUUCUUCAUGGGGCUCCACAAGCCCGGCAACACAUCGAACCCGUUCGGGACUGCAGUCGCACCCGUCUUCGUGGACCAGCUACCUGGCCUCAACACUCUGGGCAUCUCCAUGGGCCGCGUUGACUACGCCCCGUGGGGCGUCAUUCCUCCCCAUAUUCACCCGCGGGCUUCCGAGAUCAUAACAGUUCUAGACGGAGCCAUCGACAUGGGCUUCAUCACAUCCAACCCCGAAAACCGACUCAUUUCCAAGACCCUUCAAAAGGGCGAUGUGUUCGUCUUUCCACAAGGCCUGGUCCAUUUCCAACGCAAUGUUGGGCCUGGGAAUGCCGUUACGCUCUCCGCCCUCAGCAGCCCAAGCCCAGGUGUGAUCACGGUCGCAAAUGCCGUGUUUGGCUCAAGUGGGCCCAUAACAGCUGAUGUUCUUACUAAGGCCUUCCAAGUAGACAAGAAAACAGUGGAUUAUCUCCAGGCCCAGUUCUAUUUAAACUAA
Molecule: messenger RNA, 657 nt
Organism: Magnolia sinica
Lineage: Eukaryota; Viridiplantae; Streptophyta; Magnoliopsida; Magnoliales; Magnoliaceae
Product: putative germin-like protein 2-1
Exons: 2
Coding region: 1-657 (218 amino acids)
Cellular component (GO): cell wall
Molecular function (GO): manganese ion binding
Source: RefSeq, a predicted model, not a curated record